Penicillium verhagenii is the source of this 690-nucleotide messenger RNA. RefSeq lists its product as uncharacterized. NCBI's taxonomy places the organism in Eukaryota, Fungi, Ascomycota, Eurotiomycetes, Eurotiales, Aspergillaceae. The coding region runs from base 1 to 690 and encodes 229 amino acids. The transcript is spliced from 2 exons. The record is from RefSeq and is a predicted model, not a curated record.
AUGUUGUCUUUCCAGAACCUGUUUGCUUUCUUUUCCCUCUGUGUUACUGCAAUGGCUUCUCCCCGCGAGACUGGCCUCCCUAAUAAGCCCCAACAAGCCAACGCCGUGGUCACCGAAGCCAGUCCUCCAGGUGUGACUGCAGCUGCACGCCUCCGCUGCACCGAUGGCUCAACGAUCUUGCAUACAACUGACUGCACGAUGGGAACCUCUGUAUCCUACUGCCACAAACCAGAGCCCCCAAUCGCCUGUGAUGACGGUUUCUUCCCUUCAGUCUGGCAUCCAGACCACUGCAUGGAGCAAUCAACCUGUUUCCCCCUGGACGCAGUGUGGAUCACGACGGAGUGCUCGAAUGGAGCGAUUCCAUAUACGACAAAGACGCUUUAUAACGGGAUUCUUGCUGGUGGAACGUCAACUGUGAUUAGUGCUGUUUCUUGUUCCUGCGCAACGGAUCAAUGGUACAGUAUGACCAUGCGAGAGGGAACGUCUGAAUUUGAAAGCUACUGCAUGCCUUACCAGUCUUGCCCGCCUGGUAUGACCACUUCCAUUAGUACGGAUGAGUACUGCGCUACAGCGACGGCGGAUAUCUGUUCAGAUGUGCCUAGUGAGACGGCAUACUGUAAGUGUGCUGAUCCGACUGAGUUACCUAUCUAUCCGGACGAGCCUGGUGCUAGUGCUAUUGGAUGUGAAUAG